Molecule: messenger RNA, 2871 nt
Organism: Helicoverpa zea (corn earworm)
Lineage: Eukaryota; Metazoa; Arthropoda; Insecta; Lepidoptera; Noctuidae
Gene: Trc8
Product: protein TRC8 homolog
Exons: 2
Coding region: 198-2210 (670 amino acids)
Biological process (GO): ERAD pathway
Cellular component (GO): endomembrane system; endoplasmic reticulum
Molecular function (GO): ubiquitin protein ligase activity
Source: RefSeq, a predicted model, not a curated record
AAUGUCAAAUUUUUAUUGUCGCAAAAAUUUCAGUCAUUAUUUUCGCAUUAUUAUUGGUGACAUCAAAUAAGUUUAUAAAGGUACAAAAUAAAUCAAUCAAAAACAUCCCGUGAAAGUUUACAGUGUAAGCCCGUUGUUUUGGCUGUGAGUGCUAAAUUAUCAGUGUUAACGUGUGCAAAGGUCUGCAUAAAUGAAUAAUGUCGUUGAGGUCGAAGGCCCUGGCACUAGUGGAGGUGCUGCUGCGGGUGCCGCCACUGUUUGUGGUGGAUGAGUUCCUCAAGAUCAGCCUGGGGCUGCCGGUGUCCUCGGGCGAGGAGGGCUCCGUGCUCAGCAACAUCACAGUGGACGGAGUGGCGGUCGACAUCUCCGAUCCAGAUGUCAAUUACUACGACGCGAAUUUCUACAACGCGUUCUUCUUCACGAUCGUCAAAUUCCUCGUGUGCUGUUUAGGAUGCAUGUCAGCACUCUGCAUAUUCGUUCUGUACACGAAACAUCUAAUCAUCGUGUACCUCUACCUGACGUCCGUCGGCCUAGUCUUCGUGUCCUACUGGACCAAUGUGUCGGCCAUCAAGCAGGUGCAGGCCUUAACGCUAGUCGAAAACUCACCUCACCAUUCCACCAGCAUCUUAGAAGACAUUUUAAACUUAAACAUUAAAAAUCUCAUUGACGUCGAUGGACCAGGCAUUCUGGUCAUACAAAAUUACGCCAUACAGUUCCUGUUGGCUGUCAUAUUCAAGUACGUGCACCUCGGGCCGCGGUACUCGACCAUACAGAAGCUUCUGCCGAUCAGCUUUAUGGCGCCCUCGUUCCUGGCGAUGCUCCCAGUUCCUCCAAACCUUUUGCACCACUCGCCAGUGUUCUCAGCACUGUUACCACUGUUGUUGGUGAAGUACGUGCUGUGGUCGUCGGCAUAUAAUGUGAUACAAGUGGUGUACGCCGGCUACCAGCACGGACGGCUGUUCGUCAGUAACUACGGACUGUCAGCACUCGUAGAGACGGAGUGGAUGCGUUUGAAUGUUCCGUGCGUUUUGCGAGUGUUCUGGGUUCUGCGCGUCGCUGAACACGCGUUGAUGCUCCUUGUGGACAACUAUGAUGAAGAAGCCGAAGAAGGCCUGAAAGUGUCCACUUUACUAGCAGUACAAUCUCUCGCUUCCAUGACAAAGUCGCUGCUAGUAACUGGCUGCGAAACUAUCACUGCCGUGCUCGGCAUGACUUCUGUGAUCUCAUUCUUUUGCCACUACAUCGGUAACUUCUUCCAAUGGAUUUUGUUAACGGACGAGGAAGAAGACAAAAGUAUAGGAACGGUGUCAGCAAUACUAUUCUAUAUAUUAGCUUUACAGACAGGCCUAACAUCAUUGAAUCCUGAGAAGAGGUUUAUACGCCUUUGCAGGAACUUCUGUUUGCUGUUCACUGCUCUGUUGCACUUUUUGCACAACAUUGUGAAUCCUAUGCUGAUGUCUCUGAGCGCAUCGCACAAUCCAAGUACACACCGGCACAUCAGAGCUCUGGGAGUAUGCGCGUUCCUCAUAAUGUUCCCGAUCUCUUUGCUCGUAUAUUUGUGGUCCCAACAUACUAUUUCCACGUGGCUAUUGGCUGUGAGCGCGUUCAGCAUAGAGGUGAUAGUAAAAGUCAUUGUCAGUCUCAUGAUCUACUCCCUAUUCCUAAUCGAUGCCUACCGAAGUACAUUUUGGGAGCAACUUGACGACUAUGUGUAUUACAUUCGAGCAUUCGGGAACACUAUAGAGUUCUGUUUCGGGAUAUUUUUGUUCUUCAACGGCGCGUGGAUCUUAUUGUUCGAGUCCGGGGGAGCUAUUCGUGCGGUCAUGAUGUGCAUUCACGCCUACUUCAACAUAUGGUGCGAGGCGCGAGCCGGCUGGUCCGUGUUCAUGAAGCGACGAACCGCUGUCAACAAGAUCAAUUCGUUACGCGAGGCUUCCCCCGACCAGUUGAACAGACUCGACGACGUAUGUGCGAUAUGCUACCAAGAAAUGCACUCGGCAAAGAUUACCCGCUGCAACCACUACUUCCACGGUGUUUGCUUACGGAAGUGGCUGUACGUACAAGACAGGUGUCCACUGUGUCACGACAUACUGUACAAGAUUGAGGCAGACGGCAACAAAGACAAUGAGGGUAAUGAGGACAACACCAACAAUCAGAACCUGUUGCUCGAGGAGGAUCCAGAGCUGCUACUGGGCGAGGGCGUCAGAUGACUCGCUCGAGACUAGGCCACGAGAACGCGUACCACUUAGGUUACAACUCACUAUCAGUUUGCGAACCGACUUAUUUGAGUGGUAUAUUUUUUCGAUUUGUAUAGUAAGUUAUUGUUUUUUUUUUUAUAUAUUAUAAAUCAGAUCGAUAUACCUGUGAUUUAAGGUUUAAAUUUUGUCUUGUGAUGCAUGGUUUUUUCUCAAUAUGCUGCGUGAGUUACUUAGUAUAAGCUUAGUGGAUACUCGAUGCUUAAUUUUGUCGACGUCUCCUGUCAUGUACACGUUCCAGACUUUAAAAUUGCAAGUACUCGAUAAAAAUUCUAAUAUUGGAAAUAUUUAUUGAUGGUAUUAGAGGAAAAAAAAAUACGAAGCUAUUUGUAAAUAGUUAAGGUAUUUAGAAAUAGCUUAUAUGAUAUUUGGAGGUAACUUAAAUGAAAAAAUAUAAAAAUAGUAAUUUUCUCCCAUAAUAAACUGUAAAUAAACUAUUAUUUUAGUAGUAAGUGUGUUUUUUCUAUUUGUACAACGUACAUACAUAUUUAAUGAAUUGAUGAUAUUAUGGAUAUCAUUCGGUGUGAAUGAGCUACACAGUUUAGUAUGUAAUUUGUUUGUCUAUGGAAUUAAGGAAGACUCCGAUUCUGCAUUAAAUGUCGAUGAUUGUGUGAAA